This is a messenger RNA of Polypterus senegalus (gray bichir), 2390 nucleotides long. RefSeq names its product cAMP-dependent protein kinase inhibitor alpha (gene pkia). Lineage: Eukaryota; Metazoa; Chordata; Cladistia; Polypteriformes; Polypteridae. The coding region runs from base 442 to 681 and encodes 79 amino acids. The record is from RefSeq and is a predicted model, not a curated record. Gene Ontology annotation, molecular function: cAMP-dependent protein kinase inhibitor activity. Gene Ontology annotation, biological process: negative regulation of cAMP-dependent protein kinase activity. Gene Ontology annotation, cellular component: cytoplasm; nucleus. The transcript is spliced from 3 exons.
GAAAUGCACUCUUGUGCGUGCCACAAAUGUGCGAUAGAAAACCGAGAGCGGAAUCCGGCAUGACAUCACUGGGAAGGCAGGAAAGCAGUUGCUAAGGAUGGAUUCCUGAUGCGGAGAGGAGAGCGCGCUUGACGAGCGGGGGGUUGCUUUCUUUCCUCCGUUUCAAUGAUUACAGAUCUCGGUGGUGACAGCAACAAAGGAGCAUCGGACCUGACAGACUCAGUCCGCCGUCAAUAAUUCAUUGUGGAUCGCAUAUCAGGAACAGCGUCUGACAAAUGAAUGAAGAAAAAAAAGAGGCUGCUUUAUCUGAAAUGAUGUAACGCGCCUUUGUUGCCGCUUUCUUCGUCCCCCGGCUUUUCGCACAAUGUAAAUACUCACGAGCCGCACGCAAAGAUCUAACGCAUCAGUGCACAGGUACUGCUAUGUUGAAACGUCUCAGCAAUGACUGAUGUUGAGUCUACAUAUGCAGAUUUCAUUGCAUCUGGAAGAACAGGAAGAAGGAAUGCCCUGCAUGACAUUCUUGGGUCUUCAAGUGAAACAGACACCGAAGACUUGUCAGUGAAGUUAUCAGAACUUGAUCUUGCUAAAAAAGGUGAAGGAGAUGAUGCUGAGAGAAGCACCACCACGUCUUCAGACCAGCCCCCAGCAUCCGAGCAAGAAGGGAGUCAGGAGGAAAGCUGACUUCCCAGCAUUAUUUGCUGAAGACCUGCUGUUAGCAGUAAAACAAACAGACCGAACUGAAACUAAUUUACUUUGAAGGUCUUGGAAAAAUAAAGAUAAGUCAAUCUGUUUCAGAGAGUUAGGAAAAAAAAAUGUUCAGCCUAAAGUGGAAUAUAGAAAUGAACUCAAAGAAAUAUUAGAAUGGCCUGGAAAAUGUUGUGCCUUUUUAGGAAUGUAUGUGCAGAGCGGUGUUGCACCUCCGAUAGUGAUAAACAGAUGUACAGCAUGCACAGUAAGUGCGGUUUUGACUGUAUGAAAGUAGAAUUUUCCUUGAUUUACCUACUGCCAAGGGUGUCACACAAACAGUGAGAGAGGUUUUCAUUUUACAGCACAUACGGAGUGCUUCAACGUCAAAAGUAAUGAUACUGUAAACUGCCACUGCUUUUCAAAUCACAACAUUUGUAUCAGGGACAGAAAAUGCCUAUUACAGUACGUGUCUGACAUAUUUACAAAGGGUUAACUGGCUUUGUAUUUUAUAUCUUUUCAGUGUAAUUAUGUACUGUAAUUUAUAGCGCACACUUACUUUGUAAUGUCUUUUUUAAUCCGAUGGAAUUUUUUUUUGGGAUUUUUCUUGAAGCUAUUGAUUUGUUCUUCAAUGCGCGGAUGAAAGUACUUGCUUAUACUGCCUUGAGUGGAUCGAUUCAAAUUUUGCAUUUACUGAAAAUGAUUGAAGCUAAAAAAAAACACAUACAUUAAUCAAAUGUAGUAAAGGCUGACAGUAUGACAAAAUUUAAAAUAUGACAACAAUAGUACCAUGUGUAAAAUUUUCUUAUAUAAAGUAUAACAGAAUGCGCAUAUUGCACCUUAAUGGGAAAAAUUACGUUGAUGCUUGCUUAAAUAGUGACAAAAAAGAAUUGAAAUAAUUUUCACCUGAAUAUGUUAACACAGCUGCGAUUAGGAUAACACUCUUAAUUGUAUUCCUUAAUUACUCAGAAUUGUUUAUUUUAUUGAAUGAUUCAGCACAAGUGGAAACACCAUAGGAGCACUCAUAUGCACAUCACGAUCAAGACCAGUCAGUAGUUACAGUUUCCCAGCAGUGCAGCAUUUCUAAUGCAGUAUAAAAUAGAAUAUAACAUUCAGAGAAAAAAAAAAACAUGAUAUUAUAAAAGCUCUGAUAGAUAGACGAUCCCAUCUAGGGCCAAUCAAAGCACUCGGCCACCUCCCUGUCUUCCACGAAGUUAGCCUCCUCGCGGUUUUCUUACAAGCAGUCUGCCAGCUGCACUGCCAUCGUUUUCCAAGCAGCUUGGAGCAGACAGUCGCCUCAAUGUCUUCUUCAACGAUGCUGGUCAUUGUGCAGGGCUCUCACAAGAUUCAUGUCUAGAUUGUCUGUGAGCAAGCAAGUCCUGAAUUUAAUUCCAUAUGCUAUCAGCUUCCAUUGCUGCCAAUGUUAUUUUUAAGCCAGACAGUGGUUGCACAAACAUGUCCUCAAUCUCCCCAACCUUGUUUCUAUGCAUUUGUAUUCUAGGCUAGACGAUCACAAGCCAUUUCUCCAGAGAGUCAGCUGAGCAGUGCAUAUAUCCUCAUCUAAGGGUAAGCAUAAAAACACUGACUGAAAUGGAAAGAAAGAAGCUAUGUUUAGAAUAGAAUAUCCUUUUUGAUGAGCAGCACAGUGGUGCAGCGGGUAGCGCUGCUGCCUUGCAGUUUGGACCUCCCUGCGUGGAGUUUGCACG